Messenger RNA from Puccinia graminis f. sp. tritici CRL 75-36-700-3, 1601 nucleotides. RefSeq lists its product as uncharacterized. Gene Ontology annotation, molecular function: acyltransferase activity, transferring groups other than amino-acyl groups. Gene Ontology annotation, biological process: mitotic sister chromatid cohesion. NCBI's taxonomy places the organism in Eukaryota, Fungi, Basidiomycota, Pucciniomycetes, Pucciniales, Pucciniaceae. The transcript has 5 exons. The coding region runs from base 247 to 1050 and encodes 267 amino acids. The record is from RefSeq and is a predicted model, not a curated record. Gene Ontology annotation, cellular component: NatA complex.
UGUAAGAAAGAAUCCAAAAAGUGUUGAAUUGUCAAAGUCUCCCUCCAUUGAGACUGUUUGCAUCUUGGGUCUUGAUUUUCUUCCACAACGCAUUGAAAUACUUGUCUUGAGCUCUCGACCGAUCUCGUUCCUCAAACAAGUUUCCUGUCCAUCAAACUUGAACCACCAUACCAUAAAAGACAUCGACGAUUGUAACAACCUUUGGGAUUAAAGCUUGUCAAGAUCUCAACCGUCUUCAAGGAAACGAUGUCCGAAACCACAACGACAACGAGCCCAGCUACGACUCGUAAGGCCCGAACGAUCGUACCAUCGCCAAGGAUCGCAAUUGUUGACCUGACCCCAAACAACGUUGGCACCCUCCGGAAGCUGAACUCGGUCCUCUUUCCCGUUAGCUAUAGUGAUAAGUUCUAUCAUCAAGUGCUUGAUGAGUAUCUCUCGGAUUAUUGCAAACUCAUUUAUUACAACGAUCUGCCAGUAGGUGCUGUUUGUUGCCGAAUCGAACCCGACCCAAAGGAACUUCCUGGAGCUACACCCACUGGGAAAGUCAAUGGUUCGGCAAGCAACCAAUCUAAUGGCUCGUCGAACCAAACCAAAUUAUAUAUCAUGACCCUUGGUGUAUUGGCACCUUAUCGCCAGCAAGGACUCGCCACACAACUAUUGAACCAAGUGAUUUCGGCCGCCCAAAAGACACAUCAGACUAGCCAAUCGACCUCUCAGGCCAAUGGAGAGGGCCCAACAACGACCACAGCGAGCUCGACAAACAACCCUGAGAGCAAGAAGACAAGCCAGAAGGGCAAGAAAUCGACAGUCACCAAACAAGUCGAAUCUUCGGAAUCAAAAUCUAAUCCAAACCACGAGGACGGCGACGACCAGCCGGUCAAGAUCCCCUCGAUCUCUUCAGCUUAUGUGCAUGUCCAGUUCGGAAACGAAGACGCUAAAGAGUUCUAUCUCAAGAGGGGCUUCAGAGUCGACGGCGAAGUGUCUGAAUAUUACCGAAAGAUCGAACCUAGAGGCGCUUGGAUUUUGGUUAAAGAAGUCUCUAUUCCUUAGCUGAUUCCACCUAAAAUAAAUAAACAAACAAACAAACAAACAAGAAUAUUGAUUUACCAAUAACUCAAAAACCAAACAAAACAAGACUCUUACCAAAUGAACCCCUAGACCAACCCUUGGAAACCCCCAAAUCAAACAUUCCAAUCACGAUCUAUCCCCGCCGAAAUGUGACCACUUUCUCAGAGUUUUUUUUUUUUUUUUUUUUUUUACUUUUUGUAUCCUGAUUUCUUGCUGGUAUAAAACCCACGUCUCUAGUUGACCCACGCACAGGGUGGAUUCUAUACAUAUAUAAACAAAUACAAAUACAUUCAUGCUCAAAGUAUCAGGGAUCACUGAUAGCUUAUAAUCACAUACUUUGAGAUAUGAUAGGGUUCUGUUAGAUGGAAGAUAACAGGGCUAGAUUGAUCAGUCCUUUAUCUAUAUCCAUAGAUGGAUAUGAAAUCUCAUCUCAGUGGAUGCUUCCUUCUUCCAAUGAUUUCCUCCUUAUGGUUCCUUGUUUGUUUAUACACAUAUUUUUGAUUCACUUCUUAAUUCCAUGAACCUCAAACAGA